Antechinus flavipes (yellow-footed antechinus) is the source of this 2773-nucleotide messenger RNA. RefSeq names its product vomeronasal type-2 receptor 26-like. Gene Ontology annotation, cellular component: membrane. The coding region runs from base 1 to 1206 and encodes 401 amino acids. The record is from RefSeq and is a predicted model, not a curated record. Gene Ontology annotation, biological process: G protein-coupled receptor signaling pathway. The transcript is spliced from 3 exons. Gene Ontology annotation, molecular function: G protein-coupled receptor activity. Lineage: Eukaryota; Metazoa; Chordata; Mammalia; Dasyuromorphia; Dasyuridae.
AUGACCCUGCCCAAGGAGAAGCUUCAGGGUCUUGCUGAGAUAUCUCCCAAAUCUAUGACUGAGCCUGGGGAAGUCAACUUCUCUGUCCCCUCUGCCAUAUGUAGUGCCAGUUGUCCUGCUGGAUUCAGGAAGUUGCCUUUGGAGGGGAAGCCUCCUUGUUGCUUUAGUUGCUCCCCAUGCUCAGAAGGAGAAAUCUCCAAUUAUAUAGAUGCUGAGCAGUGUAAGAAGUGCCCAGAGGAUGAAUAUCCCAAUGAGCAGAGAGAUCACUGCCUCCUGAAGACUGUGACCUUCCUGGAUAUGAAUGAACCCUGGGGGAGGGCAGUGACAGCUGUAGCUGUUUCACUCUCAUUGCUCACGGCCCUGGUUCUGUGGGUCUUUGUGAAGUUCCAAGACACUCCCAUAGUCCAAGCCAAUAACAGGAACCUCAGCUACCUGCUCCUCACCUCCCUUUCCUCCUGCUUCCUCUGCUCCUUGCUCUUUCUGGGCCGUCCCACAACUGCUUCUUGCCUUCUCCGACAAACAGUAUUUGCAGUUGUGUUUACAGUGGCUGUUUCCUCCAUUUUGGCCAAAACCAUCAUAGUGGUUCUGGCUUUCAGGGUGACAGGGCCAGGGAGCAGGAUGCGGAUGUUCCUUCAUCCCAGAGUGCCCUACUGUGUGGUUCUCAUCUGCUCCGGAAUCCAAGGGCUUUUCUGUGCCAUCUGGUUGGGGACCCAUCCCCCCUUUCCAGAGGCAGACACAAGCUCUGAAUCCAGGCACAUCAUCCUCACAUGUAAUGAGGGCUCCGCCUUUGCAUUUUACUGUGUCCUGGGCUACAUGGGCUUUUUGGCUCUAGGCAGCUUCACCAUAGCCUUCCUGGCCAGGAACCUGCCUGAUGCCUUCAACGAAGCCAAAUUCAUCACUUUCAGCAUGCUGGUGUUUUGCAGCGUCUGGGUCUCUUUCCUCCCCACAUAUCAGAGCUCCAAAGGGAAAGCUGUGAUGAUCGUGGAGAUCUUCUCCAUCUUGGCCUCCAGUACCGGGUUACUGGGCUGCAUUUUUAUUCCCAAAUGUUUUGUGAUUCUCCUGACAUCAUGGGAAAAUAACACAAAACAGAACAAGAAUCAAAGGAGUUCCAGGAGCAAGAAUUUUUCUUUUUUUUUUAAUUUGAUAUCUUUAUUUACCCCUGUUCCAUGCAAAACAAUAUUUUUAUCUUUAUUUUUAAAGCUUUGACUUCCACAUUCUCUCCCUUCUUUCCCAACCCAAGAACAAUUGAGGUGCCCCAUGUGCAGUUACACAAAACAUUUUUAUAAAUGUCAUGUUGAGAAAUAUACAUGUAUCAUUCCUAAGGUUAAUUUAAAAAAUCUUCAAAGAGAAAUUUUUUUUAAAACUGUGUUACAUCAUCAGUUUCAUCAUAAAGACCUUUAGAGUAGUUUAGGAUUAUUGUGUUAUUCAAAAACAAAGUCAUUUGCAGGUGACUAGUCUCCUAUAUUGCUUGACUUUGUACACGUUACCUUUCAGUUUUCAUAUGUUUGUGAAUAUCUUUCCAGAUUUUUCUGGUCAUCAUACCUACAGAAUCAUCAAAGUAUUCCAUCACAAUUACAUACCACAAUUUCUUCAGCCAGUCUGCAUUUGAUGAGAAUUCUCUCCAUUUCCAAUUCUUUCUCCAAGAAAAGACAUGACAUCAUUAUUUUUGUACAUAUAUUUCCUUUUCCUUUUUUUCUUGAACCCUUUUGGGUUUCAAGCCAUGUAGGGUUAGUUUUAGGUGGAUAAAUGUGUAUAAUUUUAUGGCCUUUUCAAUAUGUAUCACAUACUUUAAUCACUUAUCAAAUGGAAACUGGCUCAUAUUUUAAUAUAUUUCAUUCAUUUAUAAGUUUGAGAAGAGCUGGCUGCAGCAAAGAAAGUUGCUUCAAAAUUGUUUUCACAAUGACUAUUGCUAACUACAUUUUUCCCAUUUAUUCGAUUUUGGUCGUUUUUUUUUUUUUUUUAAAUUUAUACCUCAUCAAAGGCUUUUAAUUUUCACCACACAUUUCAAAAUAUCCCCUCUCUUUUCUCACCCUAGUCCCUGCUCAUAUUCCUUUAUCCUCCUACUAUCUUGCAAAAUAACAUAUAUUUCUAUAUCUAUGUUGAGUGUGUAUGUUAUUUCCUCUUACAGCCAAUUCUAAUGAGUGUAAUAUUCACUCAUUCUCCCUCCCUUCCUUCCUUCCCCUCUACUAAAUGCUUUAUGUUGCCUUUUUAAUAGAAGAUAAUUUAUGUCAUUCUACUUCUCCCAAUACAUUCCACCAACCCUUUAAUUUAAUUUAAUUUAAUUCAUAAAGUAUUCUUUCAUAUUCAUAUUCAAUUCACACCCAUGCACUCUAUUUAUAUACACUCCUUCUAAUUUCCCUAAUAAUGGAAAAUUUCCCAUGAAUUACAAGGGUCAUCCAUGUGAGAAUGUAAAUCAGGUUAAGUCCUUUAUCAUUUCCAUUUCCUGAUUAACUACUUGUGCUUCUUCUGAGUUCUGUACAUGAAAAUGAAAUUUUCUGUUUAGCUCUGGUUUUUCUUUUUCAUCACAAGUACUUGGAAUUCAGUUGCACAAAACCCUUGAAGCUUGGGACAAUGCAUCCUCCCCCUUGAAAACAGUCUUAUUUUAACAAUUAAAAGCAGAAUAAUAAAACUAAGAAAGUGAGUAGAAAACAAAAAGAAAAGUUUCUGACCAUUGAAAAUUAUUAUGGUGACAAGAUCAUCAAGAAGAUGAUAACAAACCUUUCCAGAAGCAAACACAUACUCUGAAUCCAGCCACAUCAUUCUUAGAUGUAAC